Messenger RNA from Cyprinus carpio (common carp), 5523 nucleotides. RefSeq names its product isthmin-2-like. The transcript is spliced from 6 exons. Lineage: Eukaryota; Metazoa; Chordata; Actinopteri; Cypriniformes; Cyprinidae. The coding region runs from base 1341 to 2618 and encodes 425 amino acids. The record is from RefSeq and is a predicted model, not a curated record.
GCACGUCCUAUAAAACACAAUAACUGUUUGUGAGAAGAGAAGAUAACACAUGGUACACUGAUGCUGUUGAGGCAUGCCAAGAGAAUCAGAUUGUAACAUGGUGGUAUGCUGGAAGAAAAAAAUAUAGAGAAAGAACAACAUAAAGGCAUGAGGACAAUGAUCAUCUCUGCCAGGAUCUGGGCAGGAUUCCAUCCUUACCAUGUCACUCUACUCACGAGUGGCCUUGCUGUCUUUCCUCUUCUGUUUCUGUUGGCCCCCUUUGUGGAGAGCCAGUAAUUCUGGCUCCAGGGACUUGGUUGUUGCGAGCCGCUUUGCGGCACAGGAAAGUAUUCUUUAAAGUUUCUUUUCUCGUAUUAACCUGUAGCACUCAUGUGAAAUCAUAGCCUUCCUUUUCGUCUCAGCUGGUGAUUAAGCAGUUUUACCCGUGUAAAGAAAGAGAUUAAUACAAACAGCAACGCUGAGUGAGGAGCUUACCUUGGCAUGACUUUUUCUCAGAGGUUUGAUUAUAGAAUGAUUGAAGGGAACUGUAUGAAAGCUCUCUGGAAGGCGCACAAAGUGAGGAAACACUCUCCAAUGAAAUCCUUAAAUGCGCUCACAACAGGCAGGCAACAAAAACUUUGUGGAUGGUAACAUCUCAUUGGUUUUCACAGGACUGUGAAAAAUGGACAGUAGUUCCCAACUGCACUCCGACUGUGCACUUCCUAGUGAUUCAUUUAGCUGACACAUUCAUUCUGCUCCAAAUCCUAGUAAGCUGCCUUGAUGUUGUUAACUAUCUUCUAAAGGCCCUUCACAUUAGACAUGAAUAUUCAAAUAAGUAAAAUGGUCUCUACAUUAAUUUAUUAUACAACAAAAUUCUGUUGUCAUAUGUAGCCUACCUUAAAUUAAAUGUCAUAACCAGUCAGAAAAUAAAUGGAUGUAAGUCUCACGAAAGUCUCACAUUUAUGUAAAUGUAUUUCCACUUGUCAAAAAAUGGUCCCUGUGUUGAACAAAUUCCAAUGAAUAUAAUAAAAUUACUGAAUUUAAAUAGAAACGUUAGUCGUUUGGACGCUAAUAAUUGUUUAAGAAUCAUUAAAGAAGCUUCCUUUCCUCCUUCCCACUCCCUCACUGAUGAUGAACUUCAUUAUUAGAGCCAGGGUGAAGUUUAUCGUCUGGAGCAGAGGACAUCUGUUUUGCGUGUGGGAGAGACACACAAGCAGUGAAGUGAGACAAGGCAGGCCACGCAUGAUCAGUAGAGAGAAGCUUUGAUCAGACAGACCCAACUCCCCCUCUCUCUGCAGCGUCAGAAGGGGACAUCAAACCGAGUCUCUAGAUGAGGAAGAGCAGGAAUACCACAUGCUGAAAUGCACCACGGUGGAGAUUUGAAAGUCAGAGGUCACGGUGACUCCAAAGAUGUCAGACAGGCUCUGCGGGACAUUCAGCGGCAGAACCAAUUGAGGAGCGAGCCACCUUUGCCUCACCGUCAUAAGAGGAGAUGGUCGCAGAUUCGCUCGGAGGGAGACCUUCCUAAACCUGCUCCACAGGAAGAAGAAGAACCCUUCAUUUUAGACCUGAAGAACUUCCCUGACCUUGCCAAUGCAGACCUGGGCUCCCAGAACCCAAACAUUCAAGUUACCAUUGAGGUUGUGGACAACCCACAGAUGGAGAUUGAGAUGGACCUUGCCAAGGAGAGCAUGAAUGACUGGUCCUUGAGCUCUGAAGAGUGGCUGGGCCAUAAAAAGCUCUUCUGGCCAUUGUUCUGGGAAUAUCACGACUCCAGUCAAGAAGGUCCUGGGCAAGGCAGUCUGGAGGAGAAUGGGGAGGACCUCAGUUAUGAGGGAGAAGAUUCCCUGUUGAGUGGUGUGGGUGCAGACUGGAACAGACGAUGGAAGGGCUGGGACUCCAUGGACAAUUACGAAUAUGAGGAGGAAGAAUGGAGCGACUGGUCACCAUGCAGUGUCACCUGUGGACACGGGAAUCAAAAGAGGAUUCGUUCAUGUGGCUACGCCUGCACUGCCACAGAAUCACGGACAUGUGAUUUAUAUCAUUGUCCCGAUGACAUAAUUCCUGUGACAGAACCUACUCCUCAUGAAGUGGCAAACAGCACAGAGCUUUUUGGCACAGAUGUUGACAGCUGUGAGAAGUGGUUGAAUUGCAAGAACGACUUCCUCGAGAAAUAUCUACACCAGGUCCUGACAGAAUUACCCAACUGCCCUUGCAUCUACCCAUCCGAGGUGGUCUACAGUGCUGUCAACAUUUUUGAUAGGAAGUUACAAAAGACUUAUCGCUGGCGAGACGCCAGCGGCCCAAAGGAGAGGCUGGACAUUUACAAGCCCUCCGCAAAGUUCUGUGUUCGCUCGAUGCUCUCCUUUGACAGCACCACGUUGGCUGCACAGCACUGCUGCUACGAUGAUCACAUGAAGCUCAUCACUCGAGGCAAAGGGGCCGGAGCCCCCAACCUCAUCAGUACGGAGUUCUCGCCGGAACUUCAUUACAAAGUGGACGUUCUUCCAUGGAUCCUUUGUAAAGGAGACUGGAGCCGCUUUCAUUCGGUUCGGCCUCCCAAUAAUGGUCUACUGUGUGUUGAGAACCCGCAGGAAGACGUCUACAUGAAUGAACUAGAGGAGGCCAGGGAGUACUGAUCCAGAUCAUGGAUUUCACAUCAAAUCAACAAGUGUUUGCUUAAUUCUGGAGAGUCCUCUAGAGAUUCUUCUGGAAACUAAAGCUUAGAUACUGUAACAAACUGUUUUGUACAGCUCAGUUGCAACAACACUGGUUUAACAUGUUGGUCCAAAGCCCAGAUUGGAAGAUCAUGAUGCAAUUUUCUGUCUUCUUUCUUCUGUGAUGUUACGUACGUGCUCCAAACAAAGUUCAGCAAGAGUUCUUCAAUGGCAUUCUCUAGAACAAAUUUGCUGUAUUUUCAUUGGAUGCACGUUUGUUUUCCUCAAGUGUCCUCAAAGACUCUGCUCCACCAUUAAAGGAAUUCCAGUAAAGCUGCUAGAAUUGUGAGAUAUUCAAAAAUGCAACAAAAUGCCUAUUUUGUUGUCUUUAGACCUGAAGCUCAAUCCUGGCCUCGCUCCAAUCUGUGCGAGAUCAGUCCAAACAAAUCAAACACAAGCCGCACCACUCGCAAACCAAUUCAACAAAUUUCUGAGAAUAGUUCUUCUCUUUAGAGUUUGUUUAUUGUUACUCCAAAUAUACACAGACUUUGUGUCAUUGGAUAGAUAUUUAUGCAGGAUCAUUUGACCUUUGACCUACCUUUUUGUGGAGAACUGUAGCAGAACAAAAUUAGGGAAUCUGAGAAGCGAUAGGGAACCUUUUUUGAACUUGUCUUUGAGAAGACGCCCCUCAGCAAUGGGAGGCUUGUUUUUUAAAAUCUGAAGUAUAAUUGGAUCCCAUUCUGUUUUCAACACAACUCAGCUUUGUGCUGAAUGCAAUAUGAGACAGCCGCCUGACACCAGUGCAGGGGGCUGUCAGAGCUUGGUUGAUGGAUUGAAGUCUUCCUGUAAAGGUGAGGUGAAGGUGACACUUGUUGUAAACGAACUUCUCUUUAAAUACAAUGGCUCUUUCAAUGUCUCAAUUCAUCCUUGAGUCCAAAACAAAGCCUAGAGGCUUACAUGGGAUGUAGUUUGAAGGACCUAAGCCGCCCUUUUCAGCACAAGUGUUGUCAUGAUCUAUUUGUGAGAUGUUGACAUGGAAUGCUGGUGAUUUGAUUUGUAAAUUCCUGCUGACAGACAACUGUUCCAUGUAGCAAUAAACAUCCACCUUUGAUAAUAUCUUACAUUGUGAUUUUAAGCACAGUAUAGUAAUAUGAAAACUCAGUUCAGUCUUUUUACUAGAUAAAUGAAAAAGAGUAAGGUUAGUUAGACCUCUGGGGGUCUUCAAUGCAGCUGUGAUUCUGAACAAGGUACUUUGAUGAAAAAUCAUUAUCAAAAUCACGCUUCAUGGCUCAUCUGCUUGGUUCAUCUUAAGAUCUACAUUCCUCUAGAUUUAAGUUCUAACUCUAAAUAAACUUCUAAACUUUAAAAAUAUAAUCAAAGUAUUUGCAUUCACUUGAAAAAUACAGACAGGUUGCAAGUAACGCUAAACUCUGCAGGAGAUCUCCAAAAGUAGGAAUGAGCCAAGUGCACAUUAGCAUCGCUUAUGAUCCCCUUCAAACCUGAGCAAAACCGUGAAGAAAUUUUAGUUGAGAUAACAGUAAAUGCCAGCCAUGAAAAUGUCAUUCAGUCCAGCUGUGAGAACGUUGGAACGUUAGAACGUUAGAACGUCCUGCUCUUAGUGAUAGUAUAUUUUCCUUAAAUAGUACAGGCAUGGAUUUUAUGAUCUUUGUAAUAUGUACUGUACAUGGGUUCUGUCCAAACUAGGCUCAUUAGAAAUACGUGCCUCUUCUUAAUUUUUUUUUCAAAACCCCAAACACAUACCUAUGCAUACAGUUUACUAAAGUUUCCAGCUUAAAUGAACACUGGUGGCAGUAAAACUGCAUCAACUUUUAUUCCUUUUCCCACAUAUUAUGAUUACAGGGCAGAUUAUCAAUUAAUGUCUUAGAGUAUUUCAGCCUGAUUCUUUGCAUGACCUAAAAACACUUUUACCAAAGCGAAUGAACAGUAAAUGAAUACUUUUUGAAAUUUGCAUCACUUAAUCUGCUCCUUAUGUCUGGCUUUUCUAAUGUAGUAAACUUGCUUGGUUGCUCACCUGGUACUUCAUUGAACUUGCAAUGUGGAGUGCUCUGGUACAAGUUCCAAGCAAGCUAAAAUGGCAUGGUUGCUUUACCUACAGUUGCUUUUGUUUACACUAUUGGUUAGGUUUAGGGUGAGGUUUAGUAUAGGACGUUUCACUUUGAAGGUGUUGUGAAACAUGUAAGAAGCAAUGCAGUAUUUUGCAGAAAUGUCCAGUAUGUCCAGUGAGCCUGGGUUGGUUCUGUCACAAGUAACUCGCAGCGUCUACCUACCCGAGUUUUGACUUUGGCUUUGUGUGUCAAUAUUUUUGGUGAAUAAACUGAUGAAUGUGGGUAUUUGUAUAACUUGGUAUAACUUAAAUGGAAAAUGUAGUACUUUUUUCUAAUACUGGUUGUUGAAGUUUAGAUAAAAUACACUCUUUUUUUUAAGUACAUUUGAUGGUAAGAUUUCACCUUUCAGAGCUUCAAUAAGAAAGGCACUUUAUUUAAAUAUUGAUAUUGGAAUAUAUUUGUAUAUAUAAUCAUAUAUUGAAUCAUACUUGUACAAUUUAGUGACUUUAUAAAAAUGUUAUUGUAAAGGUAUGAAUAACAAAUGCUGUUUUUUUAGGAUAUUGUAUGUAAUGUAAAAUUUUGGCAUGUCAUUUUAACUGCAGAUUUAUCAUUGUACAGUAUUUAUUACUUUUGAUUUGGUAACUCAUUGCUAUGAAGUGGAUAAUCAAAUAAUUCUAUGCACUAUAUGAGUUAUUUGUCUUAUAGGGGAAUUCUGGUUUGUGAAAAGGAAAGUGCCAUACCACACACCGUUCUACUUCUACAUCUUUCUUUUUUAUUAAACACUCCGUGUCCAGAUAUAAUAAAUCUAACUUUGAUUAUGU